Molecule: messenger RNA, 740 nt
Organism: Bactrocera latifrons
Lineage: Eukaryota; Metazoa; Arthropoda; Insecta; Diptera; Tephritidae
Product: extensin-like
Exons: 2
Coding region: 69-629 (186 amino acids)
Source: RefSeq, a predicted model, not a curated record
CGACCAAACAGACAUAAGUCGACUAGUUAUCAUCUACAGAGCAACUAAUCCCAAAUAGCUGUGCAAAAAUGAAAUUCUUCACCGCCGCCAUCGUUGCUGUCGUGUUGACCUGCGCAUGCGCUGACGUCUCCCACUUGGGCUACAACUAUCAGCAACCCGCUCCGGCUGCUAGCGCGCCAUCCAACUCAUAUAUUCCACCAGCUGCUAAUGUUCCCGAKCCUGUAUAUGCGCCCGCACCAGUUCCAGUUUACCAGCCAGCGCCUGUGCCAUCCGCUCCCGCAUCUGCUUACAUCCCACCUGCACCAGCUGCCGCUGAACCGGAGCCAGUCUACCAGCCCGCACCAGCUGUUCCAGCGCCAGUUUACCAGCCAGCGCCUGUGCCAUCCGCCCCCGCAUCUGCUUACAUCCCACCUGCACCAGCUGCCGCUGAACCGGAGCCAGUCUACCAGCCCGCUCCAGCCGCUCCUGCCCCAGUCUACCAGCCAGCUCCUGCACCAUCGGCACCAGCUUCCUCGUACAUCCCACCCGCACCACAACCUGCUGCUUCUGAGGUUUACGAACAACCUGCUGAGGAUGGUUACAGAUACCGCACCGUUCGUCGUCGUGUCUACAAACAGCGUCGCUUCUAAGCCAGAGUGAACGAAGGGUAUCUAUCAGAAUUCCUAUUUUAAUUCRUUCAAACCAAAUUGUUACCAUUGUUUUCUUUUAAUAUAAGUCAAUAAACUCUUUGAUACCACGAA